Molecule: messenger RNA, 10956 nt
Organism: Pocillopora meandrina
Lineage: Eukaryota; Metazoa; Cnidaria; Anthozoa; Scleractinia; Pocilloporidae
Source: the annotation of a GenBank genome assembly
AUGUCAUUAUUUUACAGCUCACCUGAGUUAGCAGAUUUAGCCAACAGAUUCCUUUCUCUCUCUGUUACUGGAUUUUGCCAGCCACUUUAUGAGACUAGGGUAGGCUUACUGAUUCUUUGUUUGUUUGUUUGUUUUUGACUUGUCAUUUACCAACUUAAUUGGUAAAACUAGGAAAACUGUUAGCACUUUGAUAUUAUCCUCUCAGGUCAAUUGCAUGACAGCAAAUCAAAGUAAUGAUCAAGACUUGCAAGAAAAUCUCAAAACCAUAAAUCCUAUCAUGAUUAUAAGGUUGAGUUAUCUUAUUACUUCUUGAAAGGCAGUUGUAUUGCAUUAAAAAAAAUAUAUAUAUCUCUGGUUUUCAUGGUUUCUGAGUGUGGUAGGUAAUCAGAACUACAGGAUAACAUAAUUCUGAAAGGUGAUUGGUUAUUGCAAGCCUCUUGUCAUGCAUGCAAUUGGACAGUUAUUUCAUCUCAUAUGCAGACAUUGUUAUUGCACAUUUUACAGAGUUAAUUGUUGUUGUUUUUGUUGUUUAAUGUAGUGCAAAUGUAUAACUAAUGGCUGGUUUGUUUCUCCAAUUUUGGUCAAUUAUUUGAAUUGGUGAUUGAAUGAUUGAUUGAUUAGCUGGAUGAAUUAUUUAGCAGUUGAUCAAUUUUGUGACUGUUUUACUGAUUGAUUCUCUGUUGUUUUUCUUUCUUCCUCUCAGAUGACCCAUAUAUCAGCCAUCCCACUGGAACUUGUCAUGUAUAUUUUCAAGUGGGUGGUGUCCACAGAGCUUGACAUGAAAUCACUUGAACACUUAGCACUGGUGCGAAGACACUUUCAUGCUGAGUUUAAAACUUUGUUUGUUUUUAAAGUAUUAAUAAAAAUAACAAUGACAGUGAUAAAGGAAAAUAAAUGACAUAAGAGUUAAACAAGAAUUAAGGCUUUUGACAGAGAAACAGAUCAGUGACGAUCAGUUUUGUUAAAUCUCCAUUUGUCCACAAGGAAGCAAACUGUUCUUUUUACAUAACGAGAUUCACAUAACACUCCCAUAGACAGACAUCCAGUCUUUUUUUGUCCUUUUGUGUCUGCCUAAAGAAAUAAUUCUUGUAGGUAGACAGUGCUACAAACAGACACUUUUUUCGAAUUCCGAAGGGUGUCCACUUACAAGAGAGUUGACUGUACCCUGUGUCUCUCCACAGCCAAGUGCUUAGUUGUGUAGUAUAUUUAAGUCCCAGUGACUGUCAGAGAAUGAUUUCUCCUUUGCAGUUGUCUCCUGUAAUCAUGUCUUCCUAAUUUGGCUUAUUAAUAGGUUUGUAAAGGGUUUUAUGCCUGUGCAAGGGAUCCUGAUAUAUGGAAACUGGCUUGUCAGAGGUAUAUACAUGAACAUGUAAUUUUUGUUUUUUGUUUUUUUUUUCCUGGCAUAAAUUCAAAUUAAAGCAUCUUGAACUAUUUAACUCCCAAGAUCUGAUUUUUGAUUCUCCCCUCUGGCUGCUACACAUUUCCCUGUAAACUAGUUACAGGAAUUUGGUAUUUGAUCAGGGUAAUGACUUUUACCUUAUAUGUUUGAUUAUUCUCAUUACCUGUUUAGCUGGAAAUGUUUGGAAAUUACAGGGAGAAGUUACAUGAUAAUCAAUUCUAUAGGGUUAAGGUUUUGACCCAUAAGAAUGACCAGCUUAUAAUUUCACCUUACAUUAUUACACAAAUUAAAGUCACAAGAAUAGUGGAAAUGAUUACUUACUAGAGAAGUUGUUCUUGAUUGUAAAACAAAUUCUCCUUAUCAGCACCUUAGGAAAUGUAAAAAGAUUGGAAUUGAGAAUAUGCAUACUGAUGUAGGAUGUAAAGGUUUAAAGAUAAAUUGUCCUGCUAAGGACAUGUGGUGUAAAUGACAAAAAAAAACUUUGAAUUUACAGUGACUGUUUGUACCUUAGGGUUUGGGGUGUCAACUGUGGCAAUCCAGUGCAGUGGAAUGGCUCCUGGAGACUCAUGUAUAUCAAACGUCCACAUCUUUUGUUUGUUGGUAUGGACCAUGUCAUGAAACAUCUUGUAUUUGUAUACUAUGUUAGCUGCUAAUGUUAGUUACUCCUAGUUUCAUCAGGUUUAUUGAUGAAGUAAAUAUGAUUUUGACUGACAGAUGAAAUUUUCAAUUAACUCUUUAACUUCCUAGAUCUCAUUAGUAAUUCUCUUUACUGUCUGCCAAACGAUUCUCAUUAUGUUAGUUUGGAGAAUUUGAUAUUGUAUCAAUUAUUAAUCUUGUAAUUGAUAUUUUUCUUAAUUCUCAUCACUUGUCUACAUGAUGUUGUAUAAAUACAGCACUUAAGGAGAAAUUCUGUUUUGGUCACUCAUUAGAAAUAACUUGCUAAGUAGUGCCUUAAAGGUCUCUGGUGGAGGAGGGGGGGUGAAGUUCCCGAAGAAACUGGUGCUGUGUGGGUUGUGGGUAUUGCGGGUUAAUUGGUUUAAUAAUAAUAAUAAUAAUAAUGUUUAUUUCUUAUAUUGUGCAGUCUAGCAUGCGAUAAAGAUAUGAUCGAGUGCGCAUUACAACACUAAAAUCUUAAAGUAAUAAAUGGCUAGUCCAAAUAAUGAUAAUAAUAAUAAUAACAGGGUUCUCAGUAGAAUUUUGUACAGCCGUUGCUUUGGUAGUUACAGGCGUAACCCUAAUAUACACGCCCUUUGGGCGUGUAACUUGGGCCCGUAGGGCUCAAGCUGCUAGGGGGGUCCGGGGGCAUGCUCCCCCGGGAAAUUUUUUAUUUAAGAUGCUCAGAAAUGCUUUUUCCUUCAUUUUGGGGGCAUAUUUUCUCAUUUUCUCCAAACAAGUUUAAGUACAUUUUGUAAUCUGUUCAGUGGCUUUGAACUACGGAAAGUUGAAAUUAUCUCUUAUCAAACUGAAAACUACACUGCAACAUUCAAUGAAAUAUUAACCUGCAAUAACAAUGCUUUGCUUUCUGAGUUAAUGGCAUUCAUUUUAUACAAAAAUAAUUAUUAGGUAACCAGUCCUCUCCAAAUGGGGGCACCCACUUACAAAAACUAAUUCUCAAGGCCACACUGACCCAGUAACUGCUAUAUAUCUAAAUGAGAAAGAGUAUAAGAUAGCGCAAAUAUUUGUUAAUGAAUGAAUCGGCCAUGUUUUUGCACGUGGAAAGACGACAUCUGCGAGAGGCCUGGGUUCAAAUUUACAAAUUCAAUAUGGCGGCCAUAUUCAACGUUGCGGAGACGUGAAGCGAUUGUUCGGUUAUUCUAUGGUCUGCAAAAAGGCUAUUCACUUUGACAACUAAAACCGAAGAAAGGUACAUUGCGAAAGCAACUAACAGUCAAUAGUUUACCCAGCAAUUUACUCAAAAAGCCGUUCUUUUAUUUGCAUUUGAUAGACGAAUUGAUCUACUGGUUGAAGCACUUUGACAGCCGUAACACUUACCUGUGACACCCGUGACAGGUGUUACGGGUUACGGGUUCAACUGAGAACCCUGAAUAAUUUACAAUUUUCGGAAAACAAUAAAAGUAGAAUAUGAGUUAAUAAAAGAACUAAUAAAAAGCUAAUUUAAAAAGAUGUGUCUUUAGUAAAACUUUAAAAAUGUUCAAUGAUUGACAUUGUCUAAUUUCUAAAGGGAGUCGAUUCCAUACUUUGGGCGCAGCAUUUUCAAACGCCCUAUCCCCGAGUGUCUUUUUUGUUCUAUAGGUAUUGUCCAUUAGGAGUAUGCCCCGGUAUGAUCACAACUGAUACCGCAAGCUCUCUUUGAUUUUUAUCAAGUCUGAAAGAUAUUGUGGUGCGACGCCAUAGAUAGCAUAUUUGGUUUAUCAGCAAGGUUGAUGAUGGAAUUUGAUUACUGUACAAAGUUUCCAAAGUCGACAUUUUGAGCAUUAGCCCUUUGUCAGGUCUUUGAUGAAGGACCACAUAUACAUUGUAUUGCAUGAAACAUGGGAGUUAGGCUUUUUCAGGCUUUGUUUGUGCAAUUUUUCAUCAGUGCACAGUUUCAGUAACAAUGCCACAGCCCCUUUAGAGUAGUAUGUGAUGUUGAGAAAGCUGGCGACAUGAUUGAAGAAGUUUGUCACUUCCUGUUACAAUGUACAUGGGAUGUUGUUAGUACGUACUAAGAAUUGUUACCAGAUUGAGGGCAAAGUGCCUCUGAUAUGUCUUUGCUGAUAUGGUGUUUAGCUUUCAAAGAGCUAUAAGCCCUCUGUUAAUGAUAUUUAACAAUUGCUUGGGGAUGCAGAGGAAAAUGUUUACCACUUUUACAGACACUGAUGUGAAUAAUUGUUUUAGUUUAGACCACACAAAAAUGUUUGUGCAAAAACUGCAGUGUAUCAUUACCUGUAAUGAUCAUUUCUUCACCUAAACAUUAAUUUAUUCCUUAACAAUGAGUCUUACUGAAUGAAUUUCUUUUUUUCUUUUGGUACUGAAAGGUGUUUACAUAAGCAAGACUUCCUAUGUGAGGGAGGGAGAGAAGAACCUGGAUUUCUGUUAUCGUCCUUAUCAUGUUGUGGAGUACUAUCGUUACAUGAGAUUUUAUGUUGAUGGUAAGAUUUGAAUGUAUCAUCCAGUAAUGCAAUAGAAUGGUUUAAGCCUGGUGGUACAUGUCAAAUUUUUUUCCUGUGGUCUGAUUGUUGGGGCUAAGGUCGUCCUGAGAAGAACCGCUUUCAUGAAAACCUCAGCGCGAGUCAUUAUCAGAUUUGAGUGUAGAACUUAUAUGAUUGUUGUAGUAUGUUUGAUUGAAUUACGGUCAAGUCGCCGACGGUUUAGCUAGCCGACGCCAACUCGCCGACGUAUAAAAUCUAAUAGUAACGUCGGCGAGUUGGUCUUCAAUCCAGUACAACUUAUUAGAAGUUAAACACAUGGACAAGUAAAAGAUCUUUAGGAAAAAAACAAUUUUUUUCUUCCAACAAAGUUUAUAAGAAUCUCAUGGCGAAUAAAGCUAGGUAAACAUCGCCAAUGACUAAGAAAGCUUCAGACGUGAACGAGAUAUAUAUUAUUGUGUGACAACAACACUGUAAAGACUCAUCAUGUCAAUCGGUCAGAUUUUUUUUUAAAGAAACUUGGCUUUCUGGACAAGAUAUUCAAUAAAAAAAAAAUUAUUUUUACUUCCAACAAAGUUUAUAGGGAUCUCAAGGCGAAUAAAGCAAGGUGAACAUCGCCAAUGACCAAAAAAGUUUUUGACGCGAACGAGUUAUUGUGUGACAACAAUACUGUAAAGACUCAUCAAGUCAAUCGGUCAGAUUUCAAAAAAAGACUUAGCUUUGUAGACAAGAUCUUUUGUAAAAAACAAUCAUUUUUAUUUCCAACAAAGUUUGUAAGGAUGUCAAGGCGAAUAAAGAAAGGUGAACAUCGCCAAUGACUAUUAAAGCUUCAGACGCGAACGAGUUCUUGUGUGACAACCAUAGCAACCACGCGGAACCACAUGUUUUUCUAACUUUAAAGAAUGAUUUAUUCAUGAUCGAGAACGUUUGAUUUACGAUAAAAUUUGAUAUGUACAUCGUGCUAUUUUUCUACUCUUGGAGGUCCGUUUAAUCUCGACAUCGAUUUCAAUAAUUGAACCGCUUUUUUUUUUUUUUUUACCAUUCUCAUAUUUCUCCCAAAAUCCAAACACCUUACUCUGCAAUCGCCUAUUAGCCCUUCUUUGGAUUCUGGUCAGCUUCUGGUUAGAUACUAAUCGUAUUUGUAUUAUAAAAGCGUUUAGAAAAUGUUUGCCGUUCACCGGCAUAGCCUGGUAUUAAAACGGACCAAACGUAAACUCCUUCGAAAGUGAGCUACCGAAGCCUGAAUCUAGAAUGACGGUGGCUGUCACACAAUAACUCGUUCGCGUUUAAAGCUUUUUUGGUCAUUGGCGAUGUUCACCUCGCUUUAUUCGCCUUGACAUCCUUAUAAACUUUGUUGGAAAUAAAAAGAAUUGUUUUUAACGAAAGAUCUCGCCUAGAAAGCCAAGUCUUUUUUUGAAAUCUGACCGAUUGACUUGAUGAGUCUUUACAGUGUUGUUGUCACACAAUAUCUCGUUCGUGUCUGUCUGUCAGAAGCUUUUAUAGUCAUUUGCGAUGUUUAUCUUGCUUUAUUCGCAAUGAGAUCCUUAUAAACUUUGUUGGAAAUAAAAAUAAUUUGCUUUUUUACUGAAUAUUUUGUCCAGAAAGCCACGUUUUCUUAAAAAAAAACCUCACCGAUUGAAAUGAUGAGACUUUACAGCGUUGUUGUCACACAAUAACUCGUUCGCCUCUGAAGCUUUCCUAGUCAUUGGUGAUAUUUACCUCGCUUUAUUCGCCAUGAGAUCCUUAUAAACUUUGUUGGAAGAAAAAAAUUGAUUUUUCCUAAAGAUAUUUUACUUUUCUAUAAGUUUAACUUCUGAUAAGUUCAAUACUGGACUGAAGACCAACUCGCCGACGUUUCUACUCGAUUUUAUACGUCGGCGAGUUGGCGUUGGCGAGUUGACCCGUCGGCGACUUGACUGGAUACCGUUUGAUUGCAGGUUUUACGCUGAAUGAACAACUUACAAAUACUCUGAAAUCGCUUGAGCUUGGAUUCCAUUUGAAACCUACAACAUGCAUGUUACAAAUUACUGAGAACAUUUUGAGGUCUGUGAUCUUUCACUGUCCAGACCCUUUGCAACAUGGAAUCGAAGAGAAAAAAUAUAUUAAAAAGAAUGAUAAGUGCAGUGAGUGGUGAUAUCUUGUUUAAGUAUAUGUGUCUGUCCUCCAAUAAUUCAUGCAAUGUAAGUGUUGGGACCAAUCAGAAUGUGUGUUUGAUUUAGUUUACCAUAUGUGUCUUUUUGUUUUUGUUAUAGACAUAAUUAUUUUUUGUUUGACAGGGACAGUAUUAAUUUACACCAGUGCUGAUGAACCAGUCACUGCCAUUGCACGGCUAAAACUCAAGCAUUGUAAUAGUCCAUCUGUCUCUGUUGGCCACUACAGAUUGUCUGGAGAAAAGGUUUGUGCAUAAAAACUAACUUUGUGCUUGUGGGUUAAACUUAAACUACGUGGGUUUUUUUUUUCAAAGAUUUCAAUGUUCUCAAUUUGUUGGGUAAUGCAACUUUUAAGAAAUGUUUCAGCCUAAGGGGCCAACUUAUCACAGAAACUUUCGAGUGUCUGAGCACAUGAUCUUGGUGUUAACAGAGAUAAUUAAUUGCAUUUAUAAGGAUGCAUUCAGCAUUUUUAAGGGAAAAAUGUUGUUUUAACACAAAGUAGCAGGGUGGUAUCAAGUGUAAAAACAUUUAGAUGAGAAAUGUACCCACUAACAGGUGCAUGUACAUGGUGCAGCUUUUCUUUAUAUUUUGUGGUGUCCUUCUGCAUGAGAAUGUGCAUAAUUUGAUUUACAGGUCACCAUCAUAGUCAACAAGAAAGUUACCUCUGACACUUACAAUCAAACCAGAGGUCGCCGAGUGAGAGCACCUCCUCCUCCCAUCCUGAAGCAAGUAUUUCAUAUGGUAAGUUUAUUGUUUGUUAUUAACCUUGUGUGAGCAGUUUUGUGCUGACACUGCAGUUUUCUUUCCUUAACCCUGACAGUGGCUAGCACAUCGUUUUUAUUUAGAAUAUCACCCUUGAUUCACCCAUAAGAAUGAAGGCAAUAAUCACCAACUAAAGAAGCUCUCAGGGAAUUUUACCUCAUAAGAUCUCAUUGUUCACUAUCGUUUGAACCAACCAGCACCAUUCAUUUAAUCCUGUCCAAACACAUAAUGAAAGUUGACUCAUGUAGGGCCAGACUGAUUGACUCAAGGUAGUCUAGCAACAGAACAUUCACAAGAAAAAUUAAAAAGGCCUUUAUUUUUUUUAUUUAUUUUUUUUUACUUCUCAAGUUUGAUAUGUGCAGCAAAAAGAACAUGGAUAAUUAUUUGCAUCUGUUUUGGAAACUCAAUUGAGCCUUUUCUAAAAAAAAUAUGCAUCACCUCUUUGGGCAAUUAACAAAUUUCUGUAAGAAUUUUAAUUGGGUUUUUUCCCACAAGAGCUCCAACAAUAAACACCAGCAAAUUUAAAAUUUGUACUGUGAAAUACAGAGUUAUGAAAUUAAUAUGACCAUGGCCUGAUGCUUUUGUUAUCCCAAGGAAUUGCAAAUUAGCAGUGUUGGACGCCGUCGUCAUAAUCAGCUUACAUGGCUGCAUUACAGUGUCAAUACAACAUACAGGUAAGUUAGCUUUUGAACAAUUUCCUUUUGUAAAACUUUGCAAGUUAUGAGUGGCUUAAAAGCCCAUUAUGAGGGGGCCUGGUGCUGUCUGUAAGACCUCUCACCCUUGUUCAUUCAGCCUGAUAGCAGGCUCUGGUGUUUGGGAUCCACCUUAAUUGGCACAGUUGCCCAUGACACCAUCACCAGCCAUUUAUGCAAAAAGUUCUUGAAACCCUGGCAUUUGUGAUAAUUCUAUUUUGAUUUUCUUUCAAAAACCAACCUUUGAUUUCAUUGGGCAUGUAAGCAAAUUAAUCACACCUCAAAUAUAUUGUCUCACUGAGACUGCAUGGCUAUAAAAUGUCUCAUGUAUGGGUUGACCUUGGAGAAAAGGUGUAAUUUAGGAGGGACUUCAGAGCUCAACUGAUUCACAAACAACUCCUUGACCAAACCUUACUUGGGGAAAUCAAAAAUCUGUAUUGCAAAAAGUACAAGAAUUCUGUCAGCCACUUAUGGAAAAAGCCCAGUAAUUAUGAUUAUCAUACAAUCAUGCAAUAAGUUUCACUUAAUGUAAAGUUAACUGCGUUGUCCAUUUCUUUACAAUCAGGUCAUCUGGCCAAACAGUCGACUCACAGUUUGACUUAAACAACCAGUUUCCGCCAUUGCAUUUUUCACCAGUGCGCAGUUUCAGUAACAAUGCCACAGCCCCUUUAGAGUAGUAUGCUGGAUGUUGAGUGAGCUGGCAGCAUGAUUGAGGAAGUUUGUUACUUCUAAUUAGAGUGUACAUGAGAUGUUGUUAGGAGGUGCUGAGAAUUGUUACUAGAUUGAGGCAAAGUGCCCUUGAUAUGUCUUUGCUGAUAUGGCAUAUAGCUUACAAGGAGCUAAUAACCCUCUGUUAGUGAUAUUGAAUAAUUGCUCAUGGAUGUGGUGGAAAAUGUAUACCACUUUGACAGAUGCUGAUGUGAAUAAUUGUCUUUGUCUAGACCACACAUAAAUGAAACAUGAGUUCAAUUAUUUCAGUCAACAUACAGAAAAGUGGCCAGUGAAAAAUAAAACAAAGAAAAAAAAAAGGUACCAAGUGACCAAAAUCUUGCACAAGAAUUCUGAUCUUGUUUUGAUUUAUUUGCUUAGGAAUCACAACAGUUAACGAUCAGUUAAUUGAUUCAUUUGAAAGAAAAUUAUUUGGAAGAGUAACGUGUUAAUUUAGUUUCAUGCUAGAAUAUUAGUUUAGGUUCUACAUUUACAGUAAGCAGAAUUGACACAUUAAUUAAUGUUAGAAGUAAACAAUAGCCAAAAGGAGGCUAUUUUUUUAUUAUCCUUCAAAUAUUUUUGCAAUGCACAGGAGAAAGUUUUCAAACAGCUCAGUGUUUGCCGAGUGGAAUGUUCACUUUCCAGUGUUGUCUGGUAUGACUUUAUGAAUAAACAUGUCCUUUCCAAGAUUUGAAAAUUGGGGAAUAUACAUCUUGGGGUAUAUCCCUGGACAUUCCCCAGUUUUAGUUUUAGUGCAAGAGCAAAUAUUUGAUGGAUUAUAAUUAUGACUGAUGUAUCAAUUGCAUCAUUGAUAUUAAUAGCAGUCAUUAUUCUGAUUAUUAUUUUACGACGAUUGUUGUGUAUUCAUCAAGCACAGUUUGUAUCACUUACACUUAAGUUGCGUUAGAAGCUUAUGCUUGAUUUUUUUCCCAUACUGUGUGCUUUCUGAACAAGGGCAGCUCUUUACAAUUUAGUCAUGUUAAUCAUGUUUGAUUUAUAUGCACACCACUGAAUAAACUCAGGCACUUUAUCAUUUUAACUACUCUGUAAGUCGUAGUGAAAAGUUAUUUCUGUUAAGUAAUUACCCUUUACACCCUAACAUCAGUAUGCAUAUUCUCCAUACUGUUCUCUAUACAUUUCCUGAAGUGCUGUCAGAGAGAAUUUGUUAUAAAGUCAAGAGCUUCAUAAAAUUGGUGAUUAUUUCCUUGAUUCUUGCGACCUUAAUGUUUGAUUCAGGGGUGAUAUUUUAAGGAGAAAUUAGAAGAUGGUUACCCUUAGGGUUAUAGGGUUAAGCAGUGAGGGGUACUGAUGACGUUUUGUUGUUGCAGGCAAGUUAAAUUAAGUCCUCCUUUGAAUCUUGUUUGAUUGGUUCUCAAAAUAUCAUACUACAUUAUGCUUAUUAGUAUGCAUAUUUUCCAUAUUGUUCUCCAUACAUUUCCUGUGUUGACAAGGAGAAUUUGAUAAGAUUAAAAAGUUUUAAUCAUAAGUUGGUGAUCAUUUCCUUUAUUCCUGUGAAUUUGAUGUGUGAUUUUGGGAAGGUUUUGUAAGGAGAAUGGAGAUGCUAGUCACUCUGAGGUGCCAACAGUUAAGUUGUGUUCAGGCCAUUUUAAGGUGAUGUUCAGUUAAAAGGAAAGCAUUUGUAAAGUCUCUCCCAGGCUCUUAGUUGUUUGGGACAAGUCAAAGACCAACUAAGUGACAAACAGCCAUAAUUUUGGGCACCUCCUUUUCUGCAGGUUUUAGCACCGGUAAUAUUCUUGACCUCAACUGCCAACAUUUUUUAGUGACUAACUGCUUUAAUGCAACUCUAAAAUAAUGUAGGAGUAGUGUGCCUCUUGGUUCUAUACUCCCAUCUUUUUUUUUCACCAAUUUCAGUAGCUUUUCCUUUCCACAACUAUUUAGAAGGCAAAGCAGCUGACACAAAACCAGGGUAAAUGGCCUUUAAUCAGUCCAGAAAAGGAACAACCACUUUACCAAAGUAAAUUUGCUUUUCUUCAAACCAAUUAAGACUUUUAGGUUGAUAGUGUGAUCAUUUAUUUGCAUUCAAAUCACUAUGUUUUGCCCCAACUGAAACAUAUGAGUAUUUGGUUAGUUACAGAAGCUCAUUUUGUGGGCUUGGGCUACCUGUGGUCUGACCACUUUUAAUUAAUAGCUUUCAC